CGGGGCAGAGCUCGCUGCGAAGGACACCGGGGCGGAACGUGCGACGCGGGCCGCAGGGACAGUCAGGGGAGCAGCAAGAAAACCCGCACCACAGCCCCUCGCUCAGUCCAAAAGCAGUUUGGGUUCCGCGCAAAGAAAGUCGCCGGGGUCGGGCUCUUCCUAGAAAGCCGCUUCCCUGCCCUUGGCUUCGGAGGACAAAGAACACAGGAGUACUUGCACGCUGGGGGCGCUGGGGCCGGCCAUGGUCUUGGAGGUGGGCUCGCUGGACGCCGGAGGCCUGCGGGCGCUGCUGCGGGAGCGCGCGGCGCAGUGCCUGCUGCUGGACUGCCGCUCCUUCUUCGCUUUCAACGCCGGCCACAUCGCCGGCUCGGUCAACGUGCGCUUCAGCACCAUCGUGCGGCGCCGCGCCAAGGGCGCCAUGGGCCUGGAGCACAUCGUGCCCAACGCCGAGCUGCGCGGCCGCCUGCUGGCCGGCGCCUACCACGCCGUGGUGCUGCUGGACGNCCGGGAACAAAGACUCCCUGGUGAAACUUCCAGCCCUGGUGGGUGGGGGAGCUGCGUUGAAGGUGCCCUGUCCCAGCGGUACUAAUGGAAAAAAAAAAUCUCUUUGUUAUUCCCAGGAGGAUAUGAAGCUUUUUCAGCUUCCUGCCCGGAGCUGUGCAGCAAACAGUCGACCCCCAUGGGGCUCAGCCUUCCUCUGAGUACUAGCGUCCCUGACAGCGCCGAAUCGGGGUGCAGUUCCUGCAGCACCCCGCUCUACGAUCAGGGUGGUCCAGUGGAGAUCCUGCCCUUUCUGUACCUGGGCAGCGCCUAUCAUGCUUCCCGCAAGGACAUGCUGGAUGCCUUGGGCAUCACUGCCUUGAUCAACGUCUCAGCCAAUUGUCCCAACCAUUUUGAGGGUCAUUACCAGUACAAGAGCAUCCCCGUGGAGGACAAUCACAAGGCGGACAUCAGCUCCUGGUUCAACGAGGCAAUCGACUUUAUAGACUCCAUCAAGAAUGCCGGAGGAAGGGUAUUCGUCCACUGCCAGGCGGGCAUUUCCCGCUCGGCCACCAUCUGCCUCGCUUACCUCAUGCGGACUAACCGAGUCAAGCUGGACGAGGCCUUUGAAUUCGUGAAGCAGAGGAGAAGCAUCAUCUCCCCGAACUUCAGCUUCAUGGGCCAGCUGCUGCAGUUUGAGUCCCAGGUCCUGGCCCCACACUGCUCGGCAGAGGCGGGGAGCCCCGCCAUGUCCGUGCUGGACCGCGGCACCUCCACCACCACCGUCUUCAACUUCCCCGUCUCCAUCCCCGUCCACUCCACGAACAGUGCGUUGAGCUACCUUCAGAGCCCCAUUACGACCUCUCCCAGCUGCUGAAAGGCCACGGAGGGCGACCUUCCCCACCCACCAGGACUCCAGGCCCCUUCCCGAGGGGAGAAAUGCAAUAACUCCAGGGAGGGGGUUCGCGAGGGCUGGUCCUUAUUUAUUGAAUCUCACCUGAGUUCCACUGGGUUCCCAGGCACUCGCAGUGAUGACUCAGCGUCAAGGUGUUUGCUGAAUUCAGCACAUUCGGGACCAAUAUGUAAUGGGUACAUCAAGUCCCCCUGACAGAAAGGGGCAGAAAAGAAGGGACUCUGUGUGAGCCCGUUUCUUUUUGCUUGCCCCCGUUUUUUUUUGUUUUUUGUUUUUUUUGUAGAAACUCUUCAUGCUUGACAUACCUACCAGUAUUAUUACCAUUCCUGACGACACAUACAUAUGAAAAUGUACCUUAUUUAUUUUUGUGUAGGUUUACCUUCACAAACGUCGGCGUCGACUCCUAGAAGAACCAAAUACCUCAACUUUUGUGUUUUGAGUACUGUAAUACUCUGUAAAUAUAUCCUAAGCAGAUUUGUUUUCAGCACUGAUGGAAAGCACCGGUGUUGGUUUUUUUUUUUAGUUGCCAACAGUUGUAUGUUUGCUGAUUAUUUAUGACCCGAAAUAAUAUAUUUCUUCUUCUGAGAAGACAUUUUGUUACAUAAGGAUGACUUUUUUAUACAACAGAAUAAAUUAUGGCAUUUCUAUUAAA
Molecule: messenger RNA, 2045 nt
Organism: Pteropus alecto (black flying fox)
Lineage: Eukaryota; Metazoa; Chordata; Mammalia; Chiroptera; Pteropodidae
Gene: DUSP1
Product: dual specificity phosphatase 1
Exons: 4
Biological process (GO): protein dephosphorylation; negative regulation of p38MAPK cascade; endoderm formation
Cellular component (GO): cytoplasm; nucleus
Molecular function (GO): protein tyrosine/threonine phosphatase activity; MAP kinase tyrosine/serine/threonine phosphatase activity
Source: RefSeq, a predicted model, not a curated record